UUAACUGUUAGUCGCAUGUUGUUGUUUGCCGUAAGAAGGUAAAUUAGUGGUACUUUUUGUUAAUUUUUAUGUAGUAAUCGAAACAAGUCAACAGAAAACAUAUUUUUCUUGAUGUAUGAACGGACUGCCACAGUACUGGUUCCUGGUUCCUGGUUAAAUCUCUUGUAUCUUUUAACUGUGUUUUUGUGACCUGCGAUUGACUGUUUUUCCCAUUGAUUUGUUUACAAUUUUGUUUUUACCUUUGCCAUUAUGGAUGAUGUUAAUGGUUCACCGUUGUUAACAAACCAUCAUCAUUCAUCUAAUCACCCUCGGAAUGUACAACAUCAAGUUAAUCACAUUUCGGACAGUCCCCAUCAUCAUGCUCCGCAAACUCGUAUCGCUGAGCUACAAGAAGAGUAUUUGAUUCCCAUGAAAGAAGAUCUUUCAGAUUGGCUUAAAGCUAUUAUGGAUAUCGAUGAUAUUGACGCCAAUAAUUUCAUGUCCAAACUGGAUAAUGGUGUAAUUGUGUGUAAAUUGGCCAAAUUAAUUGAAGAAAAAUGUGAUAUUGAUGAAAAGAAGCUUGCUUCUAUUGAUUCUCAGAAUAACAACUGCAACAGUCCAUUUAAGCAAAAUAAUAAUCUGAGUAACAAUUUAAACGAUAAUAAUCAUCAAAGCAACAACAACAACAACAUUAAUAAUACCAGCGAUAUUAAAGCCAACAACACAACUAGCAAUAAUGUUGAUAUGAUUCUCAGAAAUAAUUUUUUCAACAAUAGAAGUAACAGUUUAAAGUUAACCUCUAAUGGUGAUCAAGGACAAUAUCGAUCUAAUAGUUAUUAUCAAAAUGGGCGACGACUUUCUUUUAACCAUGGUGGACCACUAAAUGGUCAUUCACCAGUAAAUGGAACACCUGCGUCCAAUGGAAUAUGUGCUCGAACCAUGAAAUGCUGGGAAAAUGCUAAAAGUGAAACCUUCUAUGCUCGAGAUAAUGUUUCUAAUUUUAUUAAAUGGUGCCGUAAAUUAAAUGUUCGUGAAUGUGUUCUGUUUGAAUCAGAGGAUUUAGUUUUACACAACAAUCCAAAAAAUGUUGUUCUCUGUUUACUGGAGGUUGCACGAAUAGCAUGUAAAAAGUUUAUGUUUACCCCAGCACCAGGUUUGGUACAAUUUGAGCAAGAAAUUGACGCCGAAGAGAAAGCAGAAUUGGAAAGAGAAAUGUUACGACGACGAAAGCGACUUCAAUCAAUGAAAAUGCAAGCUAAAUCGGCAAAUAAUAAAACGCCACUGACAACAAUUCAUAGCUACAACAACAAUAACCAGACUAACAAUGUAAUCGAUGAUAAAACAAGUAUUAAUUGUAAUUCAACCAAUGACACUGUUACAUUGAAAAAUAAUCUCAACUCUGAAGAUGAUAACAACGAGCUUCACAACAACAAUAAUAAUGUUAAUCAUAAUUUGAUCCUUGGUUAUGAGGAUAAUGAAACCAAUAGUAGUGAUGAUACAGAUAAUCUUGAUAAAUGCUCCGAAAGACCUGAUUCAGGUGAUCUAACCGGUGGACAAUCAAGUGAUACUGGUUCAAUAAAUACCGGUGAUGAUGGUGUUGAUGGUUGGUCAUCUGUUAGUCAAGAAAACCUUGGAAGAGCCUCAUCAGUGACCUCAAUCAGUAGUACUUCCGCUGAAUCCACGGAAACAUCAUCUCAAACACCGUUUGGCCAGGAAUCGGAGAAAGUUGUUUCACAGCUUGAUCAAAAGGUCAUGUUGAUUGCCAAAUCAUAUUAUGGCAAAAAAGCCAAACAUGGGAUUCAACGAUUAGCUGAAGGAAAAUACCGGAUCGCUGGUAAAAUUGUUUUCGUUCGGCUUUUAAAAGAUCGCCAUGUAAUGGUUAGAGUCGGUGGUGGCUGGGAUACUUUACAACACUUUUUAGAGCGACACGGAAAUGGAUCAGACCCGGUUAAAGAGAUCUCACCUUCUGAUUUAUUGCCAAUGGAUACUCGACCCUCAGAGAGUAUGUCACGUCGACGUAAUAGUCAAUCUAGUCAACAAAGCGUCCCUUCCACACCCAUCCUAAGAAGAUGUUUAAGCUCAACACCGGUCAGUCGUAGUUCCCUUUCAAGUCCUGAACCUUGGACCUCUCUAGGUGGAGGAAAUAGCAGUGCAGGUGGAUCACCUAAUGGUUCAUCACCGCACUACAAUGGUUUACCCAAUGGGUGUUCCCCUUAUGGCCAUCGAUCCUUAGCUCGGCGUUCUAGUGCCUCCACAACAUUGAGCAACAUCACCACAGCCUCUAGUAGCACCACUCACAGUAGCACAAGUAGCUCUUCCAGCACACUUAAUAGUACCGAUAAAUGUGUUUCACCUGUAGUCUCACAUACCUCUAACCAGCAUAAUCCUCACUCUUCAGUCACCCGUCGUCGGUCAUUGGCCUAUGAUGGAAGCAACUCUCGAAACAGUCCAAUUAAACCUAAUCGAUCAUUGUUAAGUUUAAAUUUAACUCGAUCACCAAGUACAAGUUCUUACCUUAACUCAUCCCUUUCAUCAAGGCAUUUCAACAACAGCAGUUGCAACUUGAACAACAUAACCAAUGGUAACAACACUAACAAUAAUUCACCAACAACCAAAACAAGCCGCUAUCCAAAUUACCUUCAAAGUUCCCAGCAUAUAACAAGUAAAUCUUCACCAUCCAAUAGUCAUCACAUCAAGUCACCAGUAACACCAUCAACAAAACCAUCAACUCCAACUUCAGGAAAUACACCAAUCCGUCGAACAUCUCUCAGAGCAUUUUAAAUUUUGAAAUAUUGACCUACAAAAUUAACCAAUAUGCACGACACCCUGUGGGACCUGAUUUUUCAUCAUUAUUUAUCAUCAUCAUCAUCAUCAUCAUCAUCAAUACCAACAACAACAACAUCAUUGUUCACGAUUUUCGUACAAUCUUGCCUUUUCUCACUCUUUCUUCUCCUUCUCACUCAAGUUAAAAUAGCCUAAAGACAUAUUUCCUUGCCGAUAGAAACACAAAACCUUUGGAAACAAAAUGCAAAAACAAGACAAAAAAAGAGGAUGAAAAAAAACCUUACUCAAGUCAAUAACAAUAUGCAGCGCGUAACGCGUGCUUGCUCAACCAUUUUACGCACACCUUUACCUUAUCCACGCGCCUUCACCUUCCUUAUUCAUCUUCAUCUUCUUCUGCUUCACCUUCUUUGCCUUUUCUUCUCUUCUCUUUUCCUUUUGCAUUUCCUUUACCAUUGGACAGAUGCUUGAUAGUAAAAAAUUUACACAACUCUCUACAUAAACAACACUUGAACACACUUAUUUGAUGCCAGCCAUUCAGUACACCUUAGCGCACACACACAUUCAAUUUCCAGUCCAUGUGUUUCACUAUUACUAUUGGCACUAUUAUUGCUCUUUCAACUUAAUCUUGUGAGGUUUUUUUACAAUACAGUCAAAUUUAGAUUAGCCUUUUAUUAUAUUGUUACAAUGCAAGACAAUGUCGUUUGCUCGUGUUACUCCAAUUCAAAAUAUUACAGUUACAAUUUCAGCUUCUACUUUUUAUAUCAAACGAUUCAUAUUAUUGACUAUCAAAUUGAAAAACACAGAAAAAGAGUUUGCAAAAUAUUAGUUAAUUGAGAUUCUAAUCAUUAUUAUGAUGCUCAUAAAUAUUAAAUAUAAUUUAGAUGAAAGGUUUCGAUUGCCUCUAAAUCUCUUUACUAAAUGGCAAGUGUUGAAGAUGAAGAGAAAAAAUUAAAGAUAAAUUCGUGUUUAA
Molecule: messenger RNA, 3733 nt
Organism: Tetranychus urticae (two-spotted spider mite)
Lineage: Eukaryota; Metazoa; Arthropoda; Arachnida; Trombidiformes; Tetranychidae
Source: RefSeq, a predicted model, not a curated record